AAGGCAGUUACUAAUCAAGCUGGUUACACUUGAGCUAAUUCACUCCCAGUGAUGUUAACCAGCAACGUUCUGGACGCAAUUCAAAGCGAUAAAAUUGGUAAAUUUAAAAACUUAAUUUUUCCCUUUUCACGCCAUCUAACGGUUAGUAUAACCAUUAACCGGUUUUUUGUUCUUUCGGUUAUUCUUUUUGAAUUUUGGCGGUCAUUGAUUUCAUAAGAGGGAGCUUUACUGUAUCCUUGGUGAUAUUCGGGAAACGGAAACAUAUUCUCUUUAUAUAAUAGAGAUAAACACGUUUAGAUAAAUUCUGAUAAAACCUUAUCUUUUAUCAACAUUUCCCAUCAUUUUAUCUAAAAUCUUUUUAUCUAAAGUGAUUAAGCUUGACGUGAGCUACAAAACAAGUGCUGCAACACUCAUAAAAGAUUAAAAUUAAAGUUUUUACAAACACCUGAAAAUUUAGGUCCAAAACACCUGACAAUGACUGAAAAGAAACAAAACAUGCUUAUGGAUCACUGGAAUAAUGACAAGAUAAAGACUAUUGAAUUCAUAGAUAAUGUCAUUAGUGAUACAACCAAAUUCAUUGAAUUCAAGAACAAAUACGCCGAGAUUGACAUCAAGAAAGUUGUAGUACAAAUAUGUGAACAUCUUAAAAAGGACAAAACACCAAAAGACUGGUCUCAACCCAUCAUAGCCAGGGCAUGCAAAAUUACUCGUUUUUAUGCUGAUAUAAUCAAAAAGAAUAAAGAGAACAGUAUCCUCAACAAGAAGAAAGAUGAUGAUACUAAUAAUAACAUUCCGAAAGUCAGCACUGAUAUAAUCAACAACAAUAUCAAUGACAGAGAUACUGACAAAAUAGGAAAUGGUACUAAUGGAGAAACAGUGAAAAGUAAUGAUGAUGGUAAACAACAGAAGGAAAAUAAAAGAAAGUCCAUUGAGGAAUUUGAUGAUGAUAUCAUCAUUGAUGAAACAGCUCUUAAACUAAUCAAAGACCAAGACAACAUCAAUCCUACAAAGAGACGAAAGAUCAUAAGUAAAAAUUAUUUACAAGAUGAUGAUAAAUUACCAAUUGGAUGGCAUAAGGUACAACAACUAGAGACAAAACCUGUUGUGAUUGUCAAACCAAAUGGUGAUGAUGAUGUCAACAAAACUAAACAACUGAUAAGUAAUGUACUCGAGGAAGAAGAUAAGGAAUAUGGUGAAGUUGAACAAAUCUCCAAGACACAAAAGGUAGUGGUAAUACACUUUGAUGAUAUUACUAAUAGAGACAAAUUCAUGAAAUAUGCAAAGAUUCAUAGAAAGACAUGGCAAUGUGAAAUACCUAAGCUUAAGAAUCCAUGCAUCCGAAUUAAUGGUGUGUCCAUCAGAAAGAAUAAUGAUAACAAGAUUGACUGGGAUUUAUGGUUAGAAAAGCUUAUCAACAAAAAUAAAUGGUUACCAAAAACCAAAGACUCAAUCUUCAAGAUUAACUUUAAGACUGAGAAGAACAACAAGUGGAAUAUAGUAUUUGAAGUUUCACCCAACAUAAGACAGGCUAUAAUUCAAAAGAGAGGGAAAAUAUUCCUAGGUCUGCAGAAAUGUGAUGUCUAUGACACCUUUAAUAUUUACACUUGUUAUAAUUGUUCUGCCUAUGGACAUACCACUAAUCAAUGUGGAUAACAACCAGUUUGCAGAUUCUGUGCUAAACAGCAUUACACAAAAUGUCCAAUCAAAGAACAACCAGAAAAAUAUAAGUGUCAUGCCUGCAAGAAUGUUGGACACGCGUUCAAUGAUCCUACUUGCCAACAGUUUCUCUGGAGACUCAAACAUGAACUACAAUUCAUCAACAUGAAUUACGAGAUAAUUAUGACUCCAGCCAACCAACAAUAACAAUAAAACUCUCUUUAUUCUCAGAUCACCAGAAUAGUAACAGCAUCAAAAACCAAGAGAAAACCUUCAUCUUCCAAACCACAAUUCUUCUCUUUUUACAUAUUCAUCUCAGAACUUGUCUCUAUAAAUCCAAAAGCAUGUCAAACUGAAGUACAAAUUGAUCUUCUUUUUACAAACAAUAAAAUUUUCUCAAUUAUUAAUAACAAUCACACACAGACUAUUAAUACACCUUUUUUAUAUUUACUUGAUCAAUACAGAAACAAAACAAGAAAAAAGAAACUACAGAAACAUAUAAUCAGAGACAUCCUCCAACACAUAUACUCGAUCACAAUUAUGCCCAGACUGAAAGACUUAUUAACCUAAAAAUCAUAGAUCACAACUGUUAUGGUAAUGCCUCACUAACCAAUCAAUAUGCAGAAACACCGAUAAAAGAUACAAUAAUUACACUCCAAGAAAUAAAUCACAGCCAAAUAAUCAAUAUCAAUCAACAAAACAAAAUCAUCACAAAUGGUUCAUCAGUAAUUAUAAUCCCGAGCUCAUUUACCAUAAUUAGAAAAUACAUCAUCAAGGAACACUCAGCCGCUAUACUAACAAAGACUAGAGGCACAAAUAUACUAAUUAUUAAUACUCACCUGCAACCGACGAGAAAACAAAUAAUGAUAGAAACACUUAUUCAAAUCAAAGCUAUCAUUGAAGCAAACCAAAACAUCCCAAUCAUUAUAGCAGGAGAUUUUAACUCUGAAGCUACGAUUUGGACACCAGAAAUCAUAAGAAAUAACAACAAGUACAAAGCAAGUGGUACUGGAGGAAAAAUAAUUGAUGAAUGGCUCAGUAGUAUGGAAAGCAAUUUCCAACCAACAAUAAAACCAAGUUAUGACAACUAUACAAGAGCAAAAGACGGAAGUAAAAGUUACAUUGAUAAUAUUCUGUACAAUGAGAAAAUCAGAAUUAUGAACACCGCAAUACAUGAUUGUGAUAAAUCAGAUCACAGAAUUCUGACAGCAGAAAUACAGCUUAAUGGGCAAAGUGAAAAGAGAGUAAAAUCAAGAAAAAUUGAACUGAAGAGAAUUAAGCUCAAUGAAGUAAAAAUCAAAGAAAACAAUAUCGAAAAGACGAUGGAUAAGGCCAUCAUCAACA
Messenger RNA from Tetranychus urticae (two-spotted spider mite), 3000 nucleotides. The record is from RefSeq and is a predicted model, not a curated record. NCBI's taxonomy places the organism in Eukaryota, Metazoa, Arthropoda, Arachnida, Trombidiformes, Tetranychidae.